AUGAAAAGAAAUAAUUAUAAUAAUUUUUAUGAUUAUAAUAGUAAUAAUAGCAAUAAUAAUGAAAAUGAAGAAAAUUAUAAUUAUAUAAAAAAAAAGAAUAAUAAUAAUAAAAAUAAUAAUAAAUUAAUUGGAACAUUAUUUGAAUUUAAAGAUGAUGAUGAUUUUACACCAAAUAGUAAUAAAACAUUUAAAGAAUCAUUUAAACCGAUUCAUAAACAAGAGGUAAUGGAUGAAAGUGGUAGAAAGAGAUUCAUGGUGCAUUUACAGGUGGAUUUUCAGCAGGUUAUUUCAAUUCAGUUGGUUCAAAAGAAGGAUGGACACCGUCAACUUUUAAAUCAUCAAAAACUGAAAGAGUAUCUAAUAAUAUUCAACCAUUAAAACCAGAAGAUUUUAUGGAUGAAGAAGAUUUAACACAUAGAGCAAAAGAAUUAACAACUCAUUCUGAUUUUAAUUAUUUCAGUGGAUUGGGUAGUUUUGGUAAUGAUAAUGAUAAUAAUAAUAAUAAUAAUAAUUUAGAUAGUAAUAAUUUAAAUACAAAUAAUUUAAAAAGUUUAUUUAAUGAAGGUAGUAAUAAUAAUAUAGUUGAAGCAUCAAAAGAAUCUAUAGGUGUAAAAUUAUUAAAAUUAAUGGGUGUGAAUAAAUUAAAGAAUGAACCUAUGGGUCAAUUAAAGAGAAUUCAAUUAGAAAAUAAAUUAAAAAGAAAGAAACAAAGGCAAUCAAAUAAAAUAAAUAAAAAGUCUAGACAUUCAUCAUCAUCAUCAUCAUUGGUUUCAUUAGAUGGUGUUGAAAUACCCUCUGAACUAUUAUCACAGCUUAAAGAUGGUGAAGAAAUACCUCAAUCAAUUUUAUCAAUCAUUCAAAAUACUACUACUAAUAAUAAUAAUAAUAAUAAUAAUACAUUCGAUAAUGGUGAUAAUGAAGAUGUUGAUGAAAGUGAUGAAAGUGAUGAUAAUGAAGAGGAUGAAACAGGUGAUGAAGAAGCUUAUAAAAAUAUACUUUUAAAUGAACCAAGUAAAAAACUAUUAGACAUUAGACAAAAGAAUAAUGUUUAUGGUGUUGGUUAUGAACCUUCUGAAGAUGUAAAAAAUAUGCGUUUUCAAAAUCAAAAAUCAAAUUCAAACCGUGUAUCAAUGGAUUCAUCAAAGUCUUCAAUCGGAUCAUUUGGAUUGGGUGCAUUAGAAGAUGAUGAUGACAAAGGUUUCGAUUUAUAUGGUAAUGAAAAUCAUGAUGAUAUUUAUGAUACUGGUUUAUUCGAUAAAAAGAGAGAAAGAGAUAAAAAUACUUGGUUAGGUAGUAAAAACAAUAAAAUAAAGAGUAAUAAUAAUAAUAAUAAUAAUAAUAAUAAUAGUGGUAUAGUUGAUUUUUUAAGACCCAUUGAUAAUAAAUAUACAAUAAGAUGCUCUGAUGGCACAUUACCUUUGAAAGGAUUUAUAUUAAGUAGUGGUCAAACUUCAUUUGAAAUUAAAUGGUUCCCACCACCACAAUUACCAAUUAACUUUAAUUAUUACCAUAAAUUCACUUCACCAUUAGAUAAAAAUAUUUUACAAAAACCUACAAAUAUUGUAACAAUCACUCCAAUUCAAAGAUCAAAUUUAUUAGGUGAAUUACAACUUUCAAUUAAUAAACAAAAACAGCAACAACAACAACAACAACAACAACAACAACAACAACAACAACAACAACAACAAACUCAAAAUAUUCAACCACAACCACAACAAUCAAUAAUUAACUCAGGUAAUAUAAUUAAAGAAUCAAUGGAAUAUUUAAUGGAUCCAGGUAGAAGGUUAAGAUUUAAUGAGUAUAUACUUGAUAAACAAGGUGAUAAGAAUUUAAAAGAACAAUCAUUAAUAAACUAUUCAAGUUAUAGAGAUAUUUCAGAGAUUGAAAAAGAAAAAGAGAAUAAAGUUUUUGAAAGGUAUGCUCAAUCAUUUUCACCACUUCAAAGUAAAUUAAAUGAUAGAUUUGUAUCAUCAUCAUCUUCUUCAUCAACAUCUAAUGAAAAUAAAGAUAAUAAUAAUAAAUUAAAAACUAAAUCAAAGAAAUUAAUUGAAAAAUGGGUACCUGAACUAUUAUUAUGUAGACGUUUCAAUGUUGAGCCACCUUACUCAAGAGAAGAGGUUGAAAAUUUUAAAAUUGAAAAGCAAUUAAAACAAAAAUCAUCAAAUGAUUGGAAAUCAAAACUAAAUAUACCAACUCAUUAUCAAAUACCAUUUGAUGCUACAUUUGAAACUAAUUCACCAACACAGCAAAAUUCAAAUAUUCGAAAUUCAAUACCCACUGCAACCACACAAUCAUCGCCAUCACCAUCUCCUAUUUUACAAUCAAGUAGUAGUCCAACUUCUACCACAGUAACAGCAGCAUCAACAUUAAAUAUGACAGCUCAAUUAAAUCUUGAAGAAUUAUUUGGUAAUAAUGAUCAAUAUAAUGUAUCAACAUUUGAAAGUAAUGGUGAAUUUCAAGUUAAGGAGGCCAAAAGACCUCCAAUCGAUUUAUUUAAGGCAAUAUUUGAAAGUGAUGAUAAACAAAAUGGUGAAGAUCAAAAAAUGGAGCCUAUGUCUGAUGAUCAAUUAGACCCAUUUUCUUCAUUUUUAAAACAAGAUCAACAACAACAACAAAAGAAAAAUAAAGAGUCAAAUGGUGAUGAAUUAGAUCCAUUUUCAGCAUUUUUAAAACAAGAUCAAAAACAACAGGAACAAAAACAGGAUGGUUCAUUAGAUCCUUUUGCUUCUUUUUUAAAACAAGAUCAACAACAACAACAAAAACAACAAGACAACACUUUAGACCCAUUUUCUUCUUUUUUAAAACAAGAUCAAAAACAGAAAGAACAAGAGCAAAAACAACAAACAAAAGAAUCAAUUUCACCAUUACUAAAAAGUAUAAUAAAAGAACUAAAUGAACCUUUAUCAAAAGAAGAAAAGAAAUUAAAAAAAGAACAAAAGAAAAAGGAAAAAAAGGAAAGGAAAAGAAAAGAAAAGAGAGAGAAAAAAGAAAAAAAAGAACAAGAAAAAGAGGAGUGGGUUGAAAACGUUAAAUCUUAUUUAUCUCAAUUUAGUGAUAUAAGUGAUUCAAGUAGUGACACUGAUUCAUCAAGUGAUGAUUCUGAUUAUGAAAGAAGAAAAAGAAGAAAGGAAAAGAAAAAAGAGAAAAAAUAUAAAGAUAAGAAAAAGGAUAGAGAUAGAGAAAAAGAUAGGGAUAGAGAUAGAGAUAGAGAAAGAGAAAAAGAUAGAGACAGAGAUAGAGACAGAGAAAGAGAUAGGGAUAGAGGUAGAGAAAGAGAAAGAGACAGGGAUAGAGGUAGAGGAAGAGAAAGAGAUAUAGAUAGGGAUAGAGAUAGAAAAAGAUAA
Dictyostelium discoideum AX4 is the source of this 3344-nucleotide messenger RNA. RefSeq lists its product as hypothetical. Gene Ontology annotation, biological process: mRNA processing. The transcript has a single exon. The record is from RefSeq and is a predicted model, not a curated record. NCBI's taxonomy places the organism in Eukaryota, Evosea, Eumycetozoa, Dictyosteliales, Dictyosteliaceae. The annotation marks the transcript as partial.